AUGGCGUCUAGCAGUCAUGCUGUUGAUGAUUUGGGAGUGCAGUGGGCCGAUCUACAGGUCGAAGAUGAAGAGGGAGGAGGCUUACUGUUUGAUCAAGAAGAGAGUUUGGUGGAUGAUUUUGAUGGAAGAUGGUGUUUGGUGGGCAAGUUAUUGGCGGAUAGACCGGCAGAUUUUGAUUCUUUAAGAAAUGUUAUGGCAUCGCUGUGGAGGCCAGGGAAAGGUAUGUAUGUCAAGGAAUUGGAAACUAAUAAAUAUUUAUUCCAAUUCUUCCAUGAAGUGGAUAUUGGUAGAGUUCUUGAGGGUACCCCAUGGACGUUCAAUAAGAAUCCUUUGAUUGUUGAACGAUUGAAGGAAGGUGAGAACCCGAGGAACAAGGCGUUAAAUACGAUGGAGAUGUGGGUUCAAGUUUAUAAUCUGGAAGUGGGAUUCCGAUCGGAUAGAGUCUUGCAAGGGGUGGGUGCUUAUAUUGGGCAAUAUGUUUCCUCCUGUCCAAAGAAUUUUGCCGGUAUUUGGCGAGAUUACUUCCGUGUUCGGGUGUUGAUUAACGUGGAGAAGCCUCUCAAACGAAGAAUGCGGAUUUACAAGAACAAGGUGGAGUGGUUCUGGGCUAACUUCAAAUAUGAAAGAGUCCCAACGUUUUGUUUUAUUUGCGGUAUUAUCGGACAUUCCGAACGUUUCUGUCACCGGUUGUUUGAGGAAUCAGCAAACACCAUUGCCAAACCUUACGGUAUGUUCAUGAAAGCGCCUGACCGGAGACAAUCUAAACAAAUCGGGGCUCGAUGGCUGCGAGAUAAUAUGGGACAGCCACUAGAGGGGGCUGCUGGACUGAGCUCGACGGUGGGAAAGGAUGAAAGGACAUUGAAUGUUGAUCAUGAUUUGGGGGAUUCGAUGUUGAUGGAGGGAGUGAUUGGUGGAGUAAAUGGUGGAAGAUCUUUUGGUGUUAAUACCAAUUCUGGUAAUAGCACAAUUAACGUGGACAAUAAUGAUGGGAGGGAGUUGCAUGGGGAAGAAGGAAUAAAUAAGGGAAUUGAAAAUGGGGAUAUUGUCAUUAUAGAUCUAAAGAGGAGACGUGUGAAUGAGGGAGAGGUGAUUGGUCAAUCAAGUGAGGAAAAUGUGGGGCUGAAGUUGAAUGGGAGGGAAGGGGACGUGGAGCUAUUUCAGGAAGGUACUAAUAUGGAAAGUGGCAUUUUUGCAAAUGGGGUUAAUGGAAAUGAUAAUGGGUCAUUACAAAUGGAAAAGCCCAGUGGGGGAGAUGGUUCUUUAAGCAAAAAAGCUGACACUUUUGUUGGUAUUUUUCCAAAAAACGAUUAUUUGGCGGGUACUCAGUUUGGGGCCCGCCAAUCGUUAUGA
This is a messenger RNA of Cannabis sativa, 1350 nucleotides long. RefSeq lists its product as uncharacterized. Lineage: Eukaryota; Viridiplantae; Streptophyta; Magnoliopsida; Rosales; Cannabaceae. The transcript has a single exon. The coding region runs from base 1 to 1350 and encodes 449 amino acids. The record is from RefSeq and is a predicted model, not a curated record.